AUGUACUUUCAGUUGCUCGAGAAAGAAGUAUACGUCUGGUCAAAGCUGAGACAUGAGAACAUACUUCCUUUACUGGGCUAUGCGUUUGACAUGGAUACUGAGUUUCCAAUGCUAAUUUCGGAGUGGAUGGAAAACGGGUCAGCAUGGACAUAUGUUAAUUCAAACCCACAGUGUGACCUUUUACGACUGGUCAUUUCUGGGGCUGCUAGAGGACCUGCAUAUCUCCACAAGAAUAACUUCAUUCAUUCAGACAUAAAAUCAGACAAUGUCCUUGUAUCAAGCUCUGGCGACGCCCUCAUCUGUGACUUUGGCUACACUCGCAUAAUCAAUGCUAGCCAAAGUCUAGCACAUUUGACCACUGGUAACGGUAUGACUGGGACAGCACAUUAUCUAUCAUACGAGUUAAUAGCAUACUCUGCAACAUACUCGGAACACAGUAAAGAAUCAGACGUCUGGGCUUUUGGGAUGACUGUAUAUGUAAGCAAUCUAGUCUGUCUCUGUUGCAUCACUGCUAAUCAGACUCAAGGAGUUGUAUACUCGCAGUCGUCCUUACUCCUCAUUCAACCAGAUAAUAGUAGUCACCCAGAUUUUACAACAAAGACUUCCGGAAUUUCCUUCAACACCUGUUGA
This is a messenger RNA of Fomitiporia mediterranea MF3/22, 630 nucleotides long. Its product is annotated as kinase-like protein. The record is from RefSeq and is a predicted model, not a curated record. The coding region runs from base 1 to 630 and encodes 209 amino acids. Gene Ontology annotation, biological process: protein phosphorylation. The transcript is spliced from 3 exons. NCBI's taxonomy places the organism in Eukaryota, Fungi, Basidiomycota, Agaricomycetes, Hymenochaetales, Hymenochaetaceae. Gene Ontology annotation, molecular function: ATP binding; protein kinase activity. Gene Ontology annotation, cellular component: plasma membrane.